CCUUUCCACUCUCUCUCUUUCUCUCUCUCUCUCUCUAGAUAUAUAUAGUCUAUGUAUAUUAGACAAAUAUAAAGGAAUCUCAAUAUCUACACGUCCUCCAACUAAAGCGAAACGCUCGCCAAUCUUCGUCGUUAAAUUCACUCCUCUCUUUCUCUGAGGCACACAAAGAGCUCAACCAACUCGUCUUCAAUGGCGUCUCUGCGAUUCUCAGCUCUAACCUUAACUCUAUUGCUGUUCUUUCUAAUCUCACCUUCACAUUCUCAAACCUGUACCUCGCAGAAAUUCACUAACAAUAAGCUCUACCAGUACUGCAACGACCUACCACAACUCAGCUCCUACCUCCACUGGACCUACGACUCCCAAAAGUCCACACUUUCCAUCGCCUUCGUCGCGCCUCCUGCCAAAUCCGACGGCUGGAUCGCCUGGGCCAUAAACCCUACCGGCACCGGAAUGGUGGGGGCUCAGUCGCUCAUCGCGUUCAAGCAAUCCAACGGUUCGAUGGGGGUGUUUACCUACAAUAUAAGCUCGUACCAAUCGAUUGUGGAGUCCAAGCUGUCGUUUGAUGUGACGGACAUGAGUGCCGAUUAUUCGGACGGCUUGAUGAGGAUUUUUGCGACGGUGGCGUUGCCGGGUGGGGCGGCGACGCCGGUGAACCAGGUGUGGCAGGUGGGGCCGUCUGUGGCCUCUAAUUUUCCGGCAAGGCAUGAGUUUCAGCCGGCGAAUCUGAAUUCGAAAGGAACCCUAGAUUUGUUGGGAGGACAGAGCACCGGUGGCACCGGAGGAGGAGACUCAAGGAUUAAGAGGAGAAAUAUUCAUGGAAUAUUGAAUGCUGUGAGUUGGGGAAUUAUGUUUCCGGUAGGAGCCAUGAUCGCGAGAUAUGUGAGAGCUUUCCCGUCUGCUGAUCCAGCAUGGUUUUAUCUUCAUGUUUCCUGCCAGUUUUCUGCCUAUGUAAUUGGUGUUGCUGGUUGGGGAACUGGACUUAAGCUCGGAAGUGAAUCAAAGGGGAUCCAAUACACUGAUCAUCGCAAUCUCGGGAUUGCACUCUUCGCUCUUGCAACUGUUCAGAUAUUUGCGUUGUUCUUGAGACCAAAGAAGGAUCACAAGUUUCGAUUUUACUGGAAUAUCUACCACCACGGUAUGGGAUACGCCAUCUUAGUCCUAGGCAUCAUCAACGUGUUUAAAGGACUAGGCAUCUUGGAUCCUGCACAGAAAUGGAAAUCGGCAUACAUAGUUGUGAUCAGUGUGUUAGGCGGGAUGGCUCUGUUGUUGGAAGCAAUCACUUGGAUUGUAGUUUUAAGGAGGAAGUCCAGCAAGUCCACGAAGCCGUACGACGGGUUCAACAAUGGACCAGGCAGGCAAGAGCCCCUUGCCCCGUGAAAGGAGUCUCUGGCUCGUGCAGAUUCUGUAUCAUUCCCUCCCCUUCUUCGGGCGUUUGAGAUGCCACUUCUUUUGUCUAUUUGAGAGGACUUGUUUUCCUUCCCUCCUUUGUUGUUCAUUUUUUGUAUAAUGGCUUGGUUACACACACUGUUCAUCUCUUUAGUAGUAGUAUAUAUAUAACAUCUAUAGGGAUCUAUCAGAAA
Cornus florida is the source of this 1580-nucleotide messenger RNA. Its product is annotated as cytochrome b561 and DOMON domain-containing protein At3g25290-like. Bases 190 to 1377 code for a protein of 395 amino acids. Lineage: Eukaryota; Viridiplantae; Streptophyta; Magnoliopsida; Cornales; Cornaceae. The transcript is spliced from 3 exons. The record is from RefSeq and is a predicted model, not a curated record.